GAUUGUUUAUUUAUUUUUAUUUUUUUUGUAAAAAUAUGAUUUUUUUUUUAAAGAAGAAAAAUGGCCGCACCAAGCAUGUUUUGGAAAUCAAAUCUUUGGCACUUGAAUAACUUAACUUGCACUUGAUUACGUUUGUGUUUGUGGCUAUAUUAAUAAAAUGAGAGCUAAUAAAAAGUUUAACAGAUUAAGUGAACAAACUUAGAAGCAAACAAUCUAACAAGUUGUACUAUUUCUUUUUGCCGGUAUGUUUCUAUUGGGAUUUGGGAAUAAUAAACAUGGAGAUGGUCCCAAUUUACUUUUGGAUCUUAACAGGUUUCCAUGCAUCCCCAAGGACCCCAUUGCAGUUUUCCAUUCUACUCUUCCAUCCCAAGAACAUCUCACGCCAUCUUUUUUGGAGUACCCAAUUCAUUGAAAACAACCAUCUUUCCGGAAAUACUAAUUAAACAAGAAGUCACAAGUUGGUUAUACAUAUUAAUAUCCAAUGAUCCUACAAAUAGUAAAUCGCCUAUUUUAAGUUCUUAUUACCUCCAUUCUUCUGUAAGAAUGGUGAUGAUAACAAUGGUGAUUUUGCUGGUAAACGCCGCUUGUGUGGUGGCAAUCCAGUGCCCAGAUUGCGGGAAGACUCCAGUCCCAUAUCCCCUCAGUACAACACCAACAUGUGGCCACCAAUCAUACAAAAUUCGAUGUGAAAUGGGUGUCUUAAAGUUUGAUACAAUCAAUAACACUUACCCGAUCAUAUCAAUCUCCCCGAAAAACCAACGCCUGCUGAUCAGACAAUCUCAUUUACUACCAAAUACCUGCGUCAUGGCCGAUUUUGUCACCCAAGGGAUUCAGCUCGACACUUCUUUACCCUUCACCAUCGGCCUCACCAACACGGUGUUCUUCUUCAACUGUACGGAUGCAAUGGGUACUGUUAUAUUAGAUUGCACACCGACAAACAUUUGCCAAGCUUACCAGAACUUCUCACCUCAGAUGUCCAUGUGCCGGAGAGCUCCGCCUUGUUGUUCCUUCAGAAAAGGAAGCUCAACGAGCCUGUUUUCCAUUCCGCUUAAUAUGGAAAAAUGCAAGGCUUAUUCAAGCUUCGUGAAUCUAAACAUCUCGAUGCCAGUUAGCAAGUGGCCGGAUCCUAGCGUGGAGUUGAUGUGGGCGCCACCACCGGAGCCACCAUGUUCGUCGGAGGGGCAUUGUGACUCCACCUCUACUUGUAAGGACGCCCAUGACGGCAAUGGCACACGAAGGUGUUUCUGUAAACCUAAAUUUCGUUGGAACGCAAACUCCGGCCAGUGUGCUAAAGAUCGCAAAAAGGUCAGAGCAAAACGGAACCUACUUCUUGCGACUGCAAUUUGCAGCGGUGUGACGAUAUUUGUAACAAUUAUAUUUGCAAUUUCAGUGUUCAUCCGCAGACAAAAAAUCAAAAUCGCACGACAACGACUUGCUCGUGAGCGCCAAGAGAUUGUAAGGCCGAGUGGCGGUGGAAAAUCAUCCAAGAUUUUCUCCAGUAAAGAGAUCAAGAAGGCGACAAACAACUUCUCCCCCACCGGUCUUCUAGGUGCCGGAGGUUUUGGUGAAGUGUACAAAGGGGUGUUGGACGACGGCACGCCGGUGGCUGUAAAAUGUGCAAAACUCGGGAACACCAAAAGCAUCGAUCAAGUCCUGAAUGAGGUUCGAAUCUUAUGUCAAGUCAACCAUAAGAACCUGGUACACCUUCUCGGUUGUUGUGUAGAACUUAAACAACCAUUUUUAGUAUACGAAUAUAUUACAAAUGGAAGUCUUCAUGACCACUUACAUGAUCGAAAUAAACAUCCUUUAACAUGGAGUCAACGGUUAGCCAUUGCUCAUGACACUGCAGAAGGGCUUGCAUAUCUUCAUUUUUCUGCAUCUCCCCCGAUCUACCAUCGUGAUAUAAAAUCUAGUAAUAUUUUGCUAGAUGAACGGAUGAGAGCAAAGGUUGCCGAUUUUGGUUUGUCAAGACUAGCUCAAUCGGAUAUGACACAUGUAACGACUUGUGCCCAAGGUACAUUGGGAUAUCUGGACCCAGAUUAUUAUUGGAAUUAUCAGUUAACUGAUAAGAGUGAUGUGUAUAGUUUUGGAGUAUUAUUGUUGGAAAUAUUGACAUGUCAAAGAGCAAUUGACUUUGGUCGACCGACAGAUGAUGUAAACUUGGUUGCAUAUGUUAAAAGAAUCGUGAACGAGGAAAGAUUGGUGGAUGUUAUUGACCCGUCUCUCAAGAUACAUGCGACAACAUUGGAGAUAGAUGCUAUGAAAGCGUUAGGGUUUCUUGCAAUCAGUUGCUUGGAGGAACGAAGAGAAAACCGACCUUCUAUGAAGGAAGCAUCCGAAGAGAUAGAAUAUAUCAUGGGUAUUGUAGCGACCACAUCGGAUCAUCAUGGUAGGGACAUUUAAGUCUCAUCAUGUUAUUGUCAGUUGUACAUUAUGUAUCAAAAGUCAUAUUAUGUG
Lactuca sativa (garden lettuce) is the source of this 2457-nucleotide messenger RNA. Its product is annotated as wall-associated receptor kinase-like 20. Gene Ontology annotation, biological process: protein phosphorylation. NCBI's taxonomy places the organism in Eukaryota, Viridiplantae, Streptophyta, Magnoliopsida, Asterales, Asteraceae. Gene Ontology annotation, molecular function: ATP binding; polysaccharide binding; protein kinase activity. The record is from RefSeq and is a predicted model, not a curated record.